Molecule: messenger RNA, 4488 nt
Organism: Lampris incognitus (smalleye Pacific opah)
Lineage: Eukaryota; Metazoa; Chordata; Actinopteri; Lampriformes; Lampridae
Gene: plekha7a
Product: pleckstrin homology domain containing, family A member 7a
Exons: 28
Coding region: 1-3939 (1312 amino acids)
Molecular function (GO): protein binding
Source: RefSeq, a predicted model, not a curated record
AUGGCGGCGCCGCUCGGGCGGGACACCUUACCUGAACACUGGUCCUACGGCGUCUGCAAGGACGGCAGGGUCUUCUUCGUUAACGAUGACAUGCGUACCACUACUUGGCUCCAUCCCCGGUCGGGCAAGCCUGUCAACUCCGGACACAUGAUCCGCUCAGACUUACCGCGGGGAUGGGAAGAAGGUUUCACGGACGACGGGGCCAGUUACUUCAUAAAUCAUAACCAGAGAACGACGGCGUUUCGGCACCCUGUGACAGGACAGGUGUCUACGGAGAACGUGGAUUUUAUUCUUCAAGAACAGCCGCAGGGAGUCCGCAUGACAUCCAAAGCCACAGGGGAGCAGCCCCACCAAUCCAGCACCACCGCCAGCGAGGCCUCCACCACCGUCACCUCCUCCACUGUGGACACUGCCUCUGCCUCUAAGGGUUCCCGUUCCAGCAGCAGGGUGCACAGCUUCGGAAAGAGAGACCAGGCCGUCAAGAGGAACCCCAACGUCCCUGUGGUGGUCAGAGGAUGGCUCUACAAACAGGACAGCUCGGGGUUGCGUCUCUGGAAGAGGAAAUGGUUCGUCUUGGCCGAUUACUGUCUGUUCUACUAUAAAGACAGUAGAGAGGAGUCAGUCCUGGGCAGUAUACCUCUGCCCAGCUAUGUCAUCUCUCCUGUAGGACCAGAGGAUCACAUCAGCCGCAAGUUUGCCUUCAAGGCAAGCCAUACGGGCAUGCGCUCGUACAUUUACAAACAGAGCUCUGUGAUUGGCUCACAGGCAGAGCACGGUGGCAUGCGGACCUACUACUUUAGCGCCGACACCCAGGAGGACAUGAGCAGCUGGCUGAGGGCCAUGAACCAGGCUGCACUGAUGCAGAACCACACAGAUACACUCAUCAGAUCAACCGACAAGCUGGAGAAAUUGAAGUCAGACACGUUGGAACAACAGGCCGCCCCCCAAACCAAUCACGUUAACCACCGCAAGACCAAGAUCCCAGACACAGAAAACGCCGGAUCCUUUGUGCACGAAGUCCUCCUGGAGCCCAUCCACCGUGACACUGUGGAGAGCUGCAGCUAUACUAAAGACGCUCACGCCAACACUGUAUUCGACUUCCCCGUCGGAGGUCCUGCCAUGGAGAUGGACACUCACGCCUCUCUCCCCGCCAACCCAAUGGCCUCGGCCCUCCCAUCUAUGGAGCCCGUGUCAGCAUCUGCUCCUGUCUCCAGGGUGCCAUCCCGUGCGCCAUCGCGAGCUGCCUCAACACUGCCCCCCGGUGCAUGCACAAGGAAUGGCUUGGUCUCGACACCAAGCCCCAUCCUGGAGCCCAAUGGCAUUGGGGCGGGGACGUACCAGCGGAGCCCCUCGCUGCCCUCUGAGGACAUGCAUAGGCAGGUGCAGAGGAGGAGUGCCCUGGAGCAGGUGGAGAGCUGGGUAAAAGUGCAGAGGGCAGAGUACAAAGGCCCUCCAUCCAGAGAAAACACCCUCCCUCGCCGCACUCCCCCUAGCCAGCCCAAGUUUUCCUCUAUGGAGGCCUACCAGACCCUGCCAAAACCCCAACACUACAGCCCCUCCCCUGCGCCAUCUGCAGCCCGCCUCGGGGAGUACAAGUACGCCCAGGAUCGCCUCAGCCACUUCCGCCUCACGCCGGAGCAGAGCGGCCAGGGGCUCAACACAGUGUGGCAGCUGUACGAGUGGCAGCAGAGGCAUCAAUUCCGCCACGGCAGCCCCACCGCACCGCUCUACGUCCCAGCCCCGGAGUACCCCUUUGGCCCGCACCCCCCUUCCACUGUGCCCCCUUCCUCCAGCUCCCCAUCAGUCUCCAGGCCAGGCCCAGACAGGCCCCCCCGCUGUGUGUCGGUGCCGCCCUCAUCCGCAGACAUCCCGCCUCCAGGGCCCCCGCCAGGAACUAGCCGGGCCAUAUCACCGAUGCGGAGGCCACACACACCUGCUGAACGGGUGACGGUCAGGCCCAUGGCGGAGAGGUCAAUGGUAGAUGUCCCCUUUGCUGCGUCACCCCGCCGGGUUAAGUCUCAGAUGCUCAAGACAGCUACAAUUGAGAGGCGGUCCAUGCCUCCCACUGGCUACAUCACACACACAGUUAGUGCCCCCAGCCUUCAUGGCAAAACGGUUGAUGACACCUACAUGCAGUUGAAGAAAGAUUUGGAAUAUCUGGACCUGAAGGUGGUGGGAAGUCAGACCGUAAAAGAGUCAGGGAAACCCGUCAAGAUUGCAGAAAGUGAUGUGGACGUGAAGCUGAGUCGGCUGUGUGAGCAGGAUAAGACCCUGAAAGAACUAGAGGCCAGGAUCUGUUCACUGAAAGACGACAAGGACAAGCUGGAGAUGGUGCUGGAUGUGUCCCACCAGCAGAUGGAGCAGUACCAGGAGCAGCCGGCUCAUAUGCAUAAGAUCGCCUACCAGCAGAGGUUGCUACAGGAGGACCUAGUAACCAUCAGAGCCCAGAUCUCUCGCGUCUCCACGGAGAUGGCACGAGCUUGGGAGGAGUAUAUCAGUUUGGAGAGCUCCGUGGAACAGUUGAGGGCGGUGCUGCAGGCCCAUAUGAACAACAGUGCCACCCCUCAGCAGGAGAAGACAGAAAUGAAGCGUGAGCUGUGGAGGAUUGAGGAUGUGAUGGCUGGACUGAGCACCAGUAAAGCCAACUACAAGAUCACUAUUGACUCAGUCCAAAACCCAGAAAGGAAAAUAGUGCCUUCGGUGUCAGACCCGACAGUGCCUCCCCAGAGCAUAGAGGUCCAGCCUCCUCCUCGUUCCUCCAACCCCAGUCUCGCCUCCCACACCCUGCCUCACAGUGCCGUGCCAAAAUGGGCCGAGGACAAUGCCCCACCCAGGCCACCCUUGCCCAGCCUCUAUGACUACGAGGACACACCACCAGUGGUGCCGCCCCUCCCCAAAGAGGCUUCAGUCAUCCGGCACACGUCAGUGCGUGGGCUGAAGCGCCAGUCAGAUGAGAGGAAGAGGGACAGGGAGAGCGGCCAGUUUGUUGUCAACGGAGACUACAAGGUUGAAUUGCGGUCAUAUCUGAGUGAACCAGAAUUGCCUGGGAUGGGCCAAACCAGCAGUGGUUCGGACAUGGACUACCAGCCUCUCCCAGCCAAAGGUCUGUCGGGCUCCUCAUUUAGAUUUAACCAGUCCAACUCAAUCUCUUCCUAUGUCACCCUGAGGAGAGGACCCGGGGACCCGGCAGCCAGGGAGAGACCCAAGAGUGCCUUGGAUAGUUUGUGUUCACCCACAGAGGCCCACCAGGCUCCACCUGGCCAGCUGCGAGGCCGCAUGAGUGCUGAGGAGCAGCUGGAGCGAAUGAAACGCCACCAGAGGGCGCUAGUGCGUGAUCGCAAGAGGAACCUCAACCAGGGCGAGCACUCCUGCGCCAGUCUGUCCACCUCCACUGUUGCCACCCAGCGCUCCUUGUCCUCCUCCAGGCUGCCCUCCACAUCCUCCAACCUUCCAGCCUCCGUGUUUGGUUUGCAGGAGGAGAGGCUGGGAGCAGAGGGUCAGCGAGACAAGGGGCAGAACCAGGUGAAGGAAAGGGGAAGGGUCCAGUCAGACGACUGGGUGACAGCGACAGCCGUACCUUUAAGAGAGGUUGAUCUGGAGCCACUUGACUACGACCUGGAUAUCAGUCGAGAGCUUUCCAAACCCCAGAAGGUCCCUAUCCCAGAGCGAUAUGUGGAGUCUGACCCAGAGGAACCUUUGAGUCCGGAGGAGAUGGAGGAACGUUCCCGCAGGGCUGAGCGUAUCAAAAACCUUCUGGCAAAAUCUAGUGUUCAGAACAUGCAGCUGUCAUCAGGCCAGAGUGUGCCGCUGGACUUCAACGAGCUGGACUCCGCUCUGCAGCAGCAGGAGAGGAUUAUGAGUGUCUCUCAUGCCCUAGCCUCUGAGGCCUCACGCAAGAGCAAGCUGGUUGCAGGGAGUGAGUGGCCAGGGGGAUUGUGAACAUGUCUGGUCCAGCCAAAGCUGCUGCAGAGCACUGACCCACUGGAGCGAUCACCAUGAGUGUGACGCCGAUAUUGGGAUAAAAGAUCAUGUCAAAGAAAAGGAAAUGACCAUUUUUAGCAAUUAACAACUGUGUGAUUUAACAUGUAGCAAACCUUUUCUUGUGUCAGACCCAUGACAUGCGUGUCUCUGACUGUGUUAAUCAUGGUUGUUGAAACUUAAUCAUGUUUUCAUGCUUUGCCAUUUCUGUGGAACAAUUAUGCAAUUAUAAUUUAUAACACGACUGAAUGCCUUUUACCUGCGAAUGGUGUGUUUUACAGUUUGAUCUCCGUUUUCACGAAUAAAUAAAAAGCACAAUGGACUAAAGGUUAUUUGUAUUUUUUCCAAUAGAUAAAGAUAAGAGAUCAUCUAUAUUUUAUUGUUUGUUCACAAAAUUGUAUAUAUUUGUUGCUCAAUGCUGUACUGAUAGUCACAUCACUGAACUCAGAUUUCCUUCACAUAAAAAACAAUUUAAACCUAUAGAUAGAACGAAGUUAAUAAAGAUUUUAA